Molecule: messenger RNA, 2348 nt
Organism: Dermacentor andersoni
Lineage: Eukaryota; Metazoa; Arthropoda; Arachnida; Ixodida; Ixodidae
Cellular component (GO): extracellular region
Source: RefSeq, a predicted model, not a curated record
AUGUAUCGUCCGCUUCUUGGUCAAUUGCCCGAUGUGGGUACGUGCCAAAGUCUGAAAAUAAUAAUAAUCUUCAUCAUCAUACCUAAUAGUGGGUACGUACCACUGCAUGAGAUCAUCAUCAUUAUCAUCAUCAGUCCGAACGCGGGUGACCUCGCGCCCAUCACGAGUGCGGUCGACGAGAAGCAGGAGCUCAUUCGAAGCAGCAAGGCGGUAGCAACCGCCGUUGGCUUGCUGUUACUGCUGACUACGGCGGCCAUCCAGUCGCCUGCCUCAGCUCAGUUCUGCCCGCCGUCAUACCGCAAGAAGAACCCGCAGCACACGGCGUGCAUGCGGCGGAACACGUGGUGCAGGAUAAAAGUCCCCGGCGUUCACCCCGAAAUGCGGGCCUCGAUCUUGAAGAUGCACAACGAUUUCCGGAGCCAAACCACACUGGGAAAACUACCGGGCUUCCCAACGGCAGCUGACAUGCAGGAGCUGCUUUGGGACGACGAGUUGCCAUACGUGGCACAGGCUCACGCCAGUCUCUGCACUACGCCGGACGUUGACCUGAAGCAUGAUGAGAUUGAGAACCGCUUUACGAAUCGCUUCGAACAGACGGGUCAAAACACGGCCUGGAUAGGCCGAUCCAACUACGAAGAGGGAGCCAACUGGACCUGGCCUAUGGACGGCUGGUUCACAAAGGAGUACCCGCUCUACCUGCCGCGCGGCGUGGUCGAGUUCGCUUCCGUGAAGGCGCCAGCAACACUCGAGCGCAUCACCGACACAGCUCUACGCGACUUGAAGUGGCACACGUGCUUGUACAAUUAUGAUGACGUUCUAGCUUUUGCUCCUGAUGACUUCACCACCCACCUUCAACGGCUCCGUGGGUACGUACGACGGCAUGAGAUCACCAUUAUCAUCAUCAGUCCGAACGCGGGUGACCUCGCGCCCAUCACGAGUGCGAGCGACGAGAAGCAGGAGCUCAUUCGAAGCAGCAAGAUGGUAGCAACCGCCGUUGGCUUGCUGUUACUGCUGACUACGGCGGCCAUCCAGUCGCCUGCCUCGGCUCAGUUCUGCCCGCCGUCAUACCGUCAGAAGAACCCGCAGCACACGGCGUGCAAGCGGCGGAACAUGUGGUGCAGGAUAAAGGUCUCCGGCGUGAACUCCACAGAGCGCGCAUUGAUCUUGAAGCUGCACAACGAUUUCCGGGGCCAAACCGCUCUGGGAAAACUACCGGGCUUCUCAACGGCAGCUGACAUGCAGGAGCUGCUUUGGGACGACGAGUUGGAAUACGUAGCACAGGCUCACGCCAGCCUCUGCACGACGCCGGACGGUGACCUGAAGCAUGAUGAUGUUAAGAGCCGCUUUACGAGUCGCUUCGAAAAGACCGGUCAAAACUUGGCCUGGAUAGGCCGAUCCAACUACAAAGAGGGAGCCAACUGGACCUGGGCUAUGGACGGCUGGUUCACAAAGGAGUACCCGCUCUACCCGCCGCGCGGCGUGGUCGAGUUCGCUCCCGUAAAAAACGCCAAGAUAGGCCACUUCACCCAGAUAAUCUGGGCAAAGACGCGCUACGUGGGUUGCGGCUACGUCUACUACAACGUCGACGGGGCUCGUUACCCGCACAUGAGGCAAUACACCUGCAACUACGGUCCUUCCGGAAACUACAAAGGGAAGCGCAUCUACCAGGAAGGUCCGACGUGCAGCGCCUGCCCGAACUCCACUCGCUGCCUCUGGACCGCCGGUCUGUGCAGCGGUCCGCCGGGCGGUCAAAGUUGGGGGAGGCCGCCGUACAACAGGCGUCCGCCGGUCGGCCGCACCUCCCCACGGCCCACACCGACUCCGUCUCGACGAACUCCGGGCUGUCCGCCCUGUCCGUGCCUGCGCUCUAUGCUGCAGCGCUAUCCGUCACCGCACGCCACACAUAGGCGGGACCCGCCGUAUGCACAGGAUCCGGCGCCGAGGCCUUACCCGUUACCCUACGACUCGCGGCUGGGCGGUGGGCUGCCUGGUUGCAAAGGCGUAGAGGGUUACAAGCCAGGAGAGCCUGGGCAGCCAACUUGUGUGGAGAAUGACUCUGGCGGCAGCGGAGGCAUUCCUAGGGCCGACUACAGUGACGGAGCGCAUGAUGGACGUCCUGGCCCUGGUGCAGAUUUCUGGCUGUCCUUCGUUACAGGCGUCGUCACUGUAUUGUCAGUGGCAGCGCUCAGCGUGUUCUUUGUCUUCUGGCGCGCCAACGCCUCGGCAGAUCGCGCGGAAGCAAAGCUGUCGACCGACGCGACGGUGACGCCGGCCUACUAGGGCACGCCGGCGUAAGAAGACGCAAUUGUCAAAACGUGUGCCGACGAACGACGGCCGUAAUAUACGAA